Salvelinus namaycush (lake trout) is the source of this 1104-nucleotide messenger RNA. RefSeq names its product selenoprotein F-like. Gene Ontology annotation, molecular function: oxidoreductase activity. The transcript is spliced from 5 exons. Lineage: Eukaryota; Metazoa; Chordata; Actinopteri; Salmoniformes; Salmonidae. Gene Ontology annotation, cellular component: endoplasmic reticulum lumen. The record is from RefSeq and is a predicted model, not a curated record.
UAAUGGGUCCUCAAUUUCCUUCCCUAACAAAGCAAUCUCCAAAAUGCCUGGGGAGGUGUAUCUCCUGUGGCUUCUUUCUCUCAUACAAACGCUGUCGGCAUAUGGAGCCAACUUGUCCUCCGAGUCAUGCAGGGAGCUGGGCUUUUCCAGCAACCUCCUGUGCAGCUCCUGUGACCUGCUGGGGGAGUUCAGCCUGAGCUCGAUCCAGCCUGUCUGCAAACAGUGCUGCCAGCAGGAGGCCCAUAUGGAGUCCAGGAAGCUCUACCCUGGGGCCAUCCUGGAAGUGUGUGGAUGAAAGUUGGGGAGGUUCCCUCAAGUCCAAGCUUUUGUCAGGUCUGACAAGCCGAAGAUGUUCAAGGGUCUUCAAAUUAAGUAUGUGAGAGGCGCAGACCCUAUACUAAAGCUGCUGGACGAUAACGGGAACAUUGCUGAAGAACUCAGCAUCCUCAAGUGGAACACGGAUAGUGUGGAAGAAUUCCUGAGCGAGAAGUUGGAAGUAUAUAAUACCGAUUUGUAGUACUCAUCACCAACAUUUUUUUUUUGGGGGGGGCUACAAAUUUGUGCACUGUUUUGGAUUUUAUUGUUUAAAGGGAAUGCACUAUUGGACUUUUUUUUGUAGUAACUGAAAAUCAUGAACUUCGUCCGUAGAUUUUGUGAACUGACAUGUGCCAGGAUGUAAAACGGAUGUUUAUAGAUUUGUAAAGAUUGAACUACCUGAACUUACCUGCAAAAUACCUGGCAUUAACAUCAAAAUUAUUGAAAUGAAGUAGACAAAGAGAGACUGUAAAGAUGUUCACUGCUUGUUACCUUUUUUGUAGUUUAUUCUCCCAUCUGUCAGUUGUCUCUGUAGUUUAAAAGAAAUAUGACUUAUGGUUUCAGUGGUGGGAUCUUGGGGUGGGGGGGGCCAAGUCAUUCGCUUCAUGCAGAUGUUUCGGGGAGGAACACAUUAGUGAAGGCCUCACAGUAAACCACAUUUUGGGAUGUGAGACCUGAUGUCCCUGUGUGUCACUCUGGGCAUCUUGCAGUGGAGAGAGACUGGAUUCCCCAGUGUGUGAAUUUGAAUGGGGAGGAAAAACGCUACAAUUAAUAAAAUGACUCAAGUUA